UCAUCGUCGAAAUAUCACCCAAACAAGUCAGUUUUCAAAUCGAAACAGAACCUUGGUGCUCAUUUAAAUACCCGGUGUCUUGGACUUAGAUGGCCCGACCUGGAAAAUCUUGGUGAAAAAGAACGGAAUGUGUCGCACUCUUGAUUUCUUCUUGCUAUUGCAGUUGAUAUCACAUGUAGCUGCAGAUCCAAACGAUGCGGUAAUACUGCGCUUAAGGGAAAUGAAGAAGUUAGAAGUUCGGUACAACGGCAACUGGGGGAGCAUAUGCUUACAUGUACCUGGAUUCGAUGACAAAGCAGCAAAAGUCGCAUGUCGACAGAUGGGAUUUGGGAAUGGAAAACGCAGUUAUAGUGGGACGUUAGUGUCAAGUGACAAGCUAACAAUAGUCCUCGAUGACGUCACCUGCACCGGUGAUGAAGACGACUUCAGUAAAUGCACACUUCAAGUCCCGACCGGUAAUUGUAUGUUUGCUGUGGAGGUGGAUUGCGAAAGUGACCCAGCACUGAAUGGUUUGUUCGAUGUAAGCUUGUUGGGGAGUCCCAACCACGCCCACAUGGGAAUAUUGCACGCUACGAAAGCUGGAGCGACUGGAGCUGUGUGUUACGACAGCGGAUCAGCUGCCACCACAGUUGCCGGGAUCGUCUGCAAACAAAUGGGAUACAGAAAUGUGGAGAAGCAGACUGCGACCAACGCCUCAUCUUACAAUAGUAUCUUUAAUGCCACAUGUUUUGGAACUGAACUAACUCUUGCCGCCUGUACCUUGACGCCCGAGACUUCCUGCUCCUCAAACAACGUCAUUGAUGUUGAAUGUAAACUGGACAUGGCAUCACAGACACCAUUCGCCGUCCGGCUCUCCCAAUCUUCGAAAGCAGUGGUCGGGGCAAGCAGUGGGACAGUUGAGGUGAAAAAGUAUGGUAAAUGGGGCGUCAUCUGUGACUCUAGCUGGGAUAUCAGUGAUGCAAACGUCGCCUGUAGACAACUUGGAUUCAGGGGAGCUCUGCCGACCACUGGUUUCCCAACUGACGCCAAAUUCGGUCAAGGAACGGGUACAGUAUUCUGGAACAACGUGCAGUGCAAUGGCGAGGAACAAAGUAUAGAAGAGUGCAAACAUGACGAGGUCUUUGGGACCAGUGCGUGUAACUCCGUGAAUGCUUCAGGUGUGAUCUGCUCCAGUGAGGAAUGGCCAAAAAUUGGCAUUUGCGGCAGAAAUUGCACAAGACAUUUAACGGGAGGAGUCAUUUUUAUCCAAUCCGAAAACUACCCAAUAUCCAAUUUCGUUUACCACUCAUGUACCGUAUGCAAAGUUGAACUCAUGUCACCCACAAAUUUCACCGUCUACGUCCUACAGAAUAUGUUCCAGAACAACCAUAAUGAGACCCUGUCAUUCGGAACAAGCGAGGGCCUUGUUGAGACACUCUAUGGAGAUAACUGUACGAAAGGACCGAUAACAUUUGACACAAAGAAUUUAACGAUCGAGUUUCAAGCAAAUGGUAUAACUGGUGAGGGAAAAAUCAACAUUAUGGUGACAGCUACAGAACCAGUUGAGUUUACCUGUACGAAGCCAGUCACAGUUACAACAACGACAGCAACAACAACAACAACAACAGCAAGAACAACAGCAACAAAAACCACAAGAUCUACUGGUACGCCUAAGUCGGACAAACAAAUUGACGAUGAACCGCCUGAUAACGCUGGUCUAAUCGGUGCCGUGUCCGCUCUGGUUGUUUUGGUUGUAUUGGCUAUCAUUCUUGGGAUCAUUUUGUGGAAACUUGGUUUCGUCCGUUUUGGCCGGAAAGCUAGGAAUCCUGAUGGGAAUGGGCUCUACGAUGAGACUCACGUACCGACCAUUGGAGGAGGUACCGGGAACGAGGGUCCAGGGAACAACGUAAAUGUUGGAGGGGCCUACGGAAAUGUGGGUGAGCCAGUUUAUGUGAACAGCGUCUUCGUGGCUGACAUGCCGACAAACACCGGUCAAGAUCCAUCCAAUCGUCGUUCCGAAUAUGAAAAUAUGGAAGAAAUUGCCUUCAAUCAAGAGCGUUAUUCGGGCCACGCCACGCCACUUGCGGAACCAGUGCAAGGUGGUAGAGAUGUUCGAAACCAUGGAAACGGCGCCAAUGACACGACAGGUGUAGAUGAAGCAGAACCCCAGUAUGCAAAGCUUGAACCGGUGAAGCGGUCAGAAUAUGUCGACUUUCAGGGGCUUACUGCUAUACAGUUGAAGCCAAUUUUGAUAUCACAUGCAGCUGCAGAUCCAAACGAUGCGGUAAUACUGCGCUUAAGGGAAAUGAAGAAGUUAGAAGUUCGGUACAACGGCAACUGGGGGAGCAUAUGCUUACAUGUACCUGGAUUCGAUGACAAAGCAGCAAAAGUCGCAUGUCGACAAAUGGGAUUUGGGAAUGGAAAACGCAGUAAUAGUGGGACGUUAGUGUCAAAUGACAAGCUAACAAUAGUCCUCGAUGACGUCACCUGCACCGGUGAUGAAGACGCCUUCAGUAAAUGCACACUUCAAGUCCCGACCGGUAAUUGUAUGUUUGCUGUGGAGGUGAAUUGCGAAAGUGACCCAGCACUGAAUGGUCUGUUCGAUGUAAGCUUGUUGGGGAGUCCCAACCACGCCCACAUGGGAAUAUUGCACGCUACGAAAGCUGGAGCAACUGGAGCUGUGUGUUACGACAGCGGAUCAGCUGCCACUACAGUUGCCGGAAUCGUCUGCAAACAAAUGGGAUACAGCGGUGUUGAGAAGCAGACUGCGACCAACGCCUCAUCUUACAAUAGUUCCUUUACUGCAACAUGUAUUGGAACUGAACUAACUCUUGCCGCCUGUAACUUAACGCACGGGACUUCCUGCUCCUCAAACAACGCCAUUGAUGUUGAAUGUAAACUGGACAUGGCAUCCCCAUUCGCCGUCCAGCUCUCCCAAUCUUCGAAAGCAGUGGUCGGGGCAAGCAGUGGGACAGUUGAGUUGAAAACGUAUGGUAAAUGGGGCGUGAUCUGUGACACUGGCUGGGAUAUCAGUGCUGCAAACGUCGUCUGUAGACAACUUGGAUUCAAGGGAGCGGUACCGAUCACUGGUUUCCCAACUGACGCCAAAUUCGGUCAAGGAACGGGUACAGUUGUCUGGAACAAUCUGCAGUGCAAUGGCGACGAACAAAGUAUAGCCGAGUGCAAAUAUGUUGAAGUCUUUGGGACGAGUGAGUGCAACUCGGUGAAUGCUUCGGGUGUGAUCUGUUCCAGUGAGGAUUUGCCAUCAUUUGAUGACAUCUGCUCUGAUGCGACGUUCACGAUCCCUGCGAAUUUUUCUUUCCUCCAAUCUCCGGGGUACCCAAAUAAGUUCAGUUACGAAAGCGGCACAACAUGUUCCUGCACGUCUACAAACCUCACUGCAGCCACAGCGCUAUCCUUGUACAUUUAUCAGAAAAUGUUCACGCAGAACCACGUGGAAUCCUUGACAUUUUAUGACAACGGCUCUCAGAUUCAGUUGUAUGGCGACAAUUCUUCAGCUGGCCCAUGGCCAUUUAACUUCACAAAUACGGAUAACUUCACGAUUCAAUUCCAAUCGAAUAAGAGCGAUGGUGAAGGGAAAUUAAAUAUUCAGAUAAAAGCUACAACAGCAGUAGAGUUUACCUGCACGAAGACAACCAAAGUUACCACGAUAGCAACAACAACAACAACAGCAACAACAAUAACAACAAUAACAAGCUCUACUGGUACGUCUAAGACGGACAAAUCAAUUUGCGAUGAACCGCCUGAUAACGCUGGUCUAAUCGGUGCCGUGACAGCUCUGGUUGUUUUGGUUGUAUUGGCUAUCAUUCUUGGGAUCAUUUUGUGGAAACUUGGUUUCGUCCGUUUUGGCCGGAAAGCUAGAAAUCCUGAUGGGAAUGGGCUCUACGAUGAGACUCACGUACCGACCAUGGGAGAAGGUACCGGGAACGGGGGUCCAGGGAUUUACGUAAAUGUUGGAGGGGCGUACGGCAACGUGGGUGAGCCAGUUUAUGUGAACAGCGCCUUCGUGGCUGGCAUGCCGACAAACACCGGUCAAGAUCCAUCCAAUCGUCCUUCCGAAUAUGAAAAUAUGGUAGAAACUGCCUUCAAUCAAGAGCGUUAUUCGGGCCAGGCCACGCCACUUGCGGAACCAGUGCAAGGUGGUAGAGAUGUUCGAAACCAUGGAAACGGCGCCAACGACUCGACAGGUGUAGAUGAAACAGAACCCCAGUAUGCUAAGCUUGAACCGGUGAAGCGAUCAGAAUAUGCCGACUUUCGGGGGCUCACUGCUGAACAGUUGAAACCGAUUUGAGUUUUUAUCGGCUGAGUUAGGUUAAGAAACUGCCUGCAUGUGAUAUUUUGUACAGUGUGUUUCACCUUAGGGUGACGUGAUUGGCUCAGUAGUAUUUUGCAUAUGCAAAAUCCCUAAUAAUCUUCUGUCUACUAAGUAAGCAUUUUGCCUUCACGUCCUUAGGGUAACUGAGUGUCGAAAAUUUAAAACUCUGCGAGAGGUGAAAAUCUUAUUAACUAUUGAAGAACUGUGGGACUUAUCUUGACAUCAUUUGCAGAAUCUACGGGUUGCAAAGUGGAUGAAUCCACCACGGAAACUCUUCAUGUCUUGAUUAAUUUUGUUCUACAGCAUUAUUACAAAUAGGACUGGUUCCACGAAAACGGGAAACCGCCACUGACUUACUAAUCCGGGAGGCACGAUUUUUAAAUUUCAACGAAUCGGCUCUCGUGGAAUCAUUCGCUUUUCUUUAGAUUUACUUUUGCUGUCUAGAAACAAAACAAAAAGGGACUUCAGUGCCCGAUCGCGUUACUGACGGCGCGCGUAUGGCCGGAGGUAACGGAGGGGGGAGGCGUUCAGGAUGUCAGUGCCCCUUUUGCAGAUCUAGAGUUAAUGAUAGUAUGACUGUUAUGAUCAGACAUCAAUUAUGUUUAGUUGCCUCUGUCGUUUUCGAUCUAUCGAUCCCCCAAAAGCUGUUUCGAGGGGGUCGAGGUUGUCACGAUUUGCACUGAUAACCUUGUGAUAGAGAGUAGAACAAGAGAAAUUUAGACCUAGGUGCGAGUGGGCUUUGUUUUAAGGCAAUAGGCCGUGUAUUGGGCUAGGCCUGAAUUUGGUCAAUUGCGAAGUAAGGGGCCAAAUAACGUGAUACAGUUUUUUGUCAUUCCAGUCGCACCAAUAUUUUACAAAAUGUAAAUAUUUAUUUGUAAUUGACAAGAUGCAAUAAAUUCAGAUUUGAUACU
Molecule: messenger RNA, 5226 nt
Organism: Lineus longissimus
Lineage: Eukaryota; Metazoa; Nemertea; Pilidiophora; Heteronemertea; Lineidae
Product: deleted in malignant brain tumors 1 protein-like
Exons: 22
Coding region: 128-4291 (1387 amino acids)
Cellular component (GO): membrane
Source: RefSeq, a predicted model, not a curated record